AUGUCAGAACCAGUGAUAAAGUCUCUUUUGGACACGGACAUGUACAAGAUUACGAUGCAUGCUGCUGUCUUCACUAAUUUUCCAGAUGUUACAGUUACCUAUAAGUAUACUAACAGGUCGUCUCAAUUGUCCUUCAAUAAGGAAGCCAUCGAUUGGCUAAAAGAACAAUUUUCGUAUUUGGGAAAUUUGAGGUUUACAGAAGAGGAAAUUGAAUACCUACAAAAGGAAAUCCCAUAUUUACCAUCUUCCUAUAUCAAGUAUAUUAGUAGUUCUAACUACAAACUAAACCCUGAGGAGCAAAUUGCCUUCACUUCAGAAGAAAUUGAGGGCAAACCCUCCCACUACAAAUUGAAAAUUUUGGUUAGUGGUAGCUGGAAGGAUACUAUCCUUUACGAGAUUCCCUUAUUGUCCUUAAUAUCAGAGGCUUAUUUCAGAUUUGUAGACACUGACUGGGACUACGAAAACCAAUUAGAGCAAGCCAUGAAGAAGGCGGAAGCUUUAUUUGAUAAUGGUAUUAAAUUCAGUGAAUUUGGUACAAGACGUCGCAGAUCCUUGAAGACUCAAGAUUUGAUUAUGCAAGGCAUUAUGAAAGCUGUUAACGCUAAUCCAAGCAGAAACAAACCACUAUUGUUAGGUACAUCAAAUAUUUUAUUUGCCAAGAAGUAUGGAGUUAAGCCUAUCGGUACUGUGGCCCACGAGUGGGUUAUGGGAGUUGCCUCUAUUAGUGAAGAUUAUUUGCAUGCCAACAAAAAUUCCAUGGAUUAUUGGAUUAAUACUUUUGGCGCAAAAAAUGCUGGUUUAGCAUUAACAGAUACUUUUGGCACGGAUGACUUCUUAAAAGCAUUCCGCCCACCAUAUUCUGAUGCUUAUGUUGGUGUUAGACAAGAUUCUGGAGAUCCAGUUGAAUACACCAAAAAGAUUGCGCACCAUUAUCAUGACGUAUUGAAAUUGCCUAAAUUCUCGAAGAUUGUGUGUUAUUCUGAUUCAUUAAACGUCGAAAAGGCAAUAACUUACUCCCAUGCAGCUAAAGAGAAUGGAAUGUUAGCCACCUUCGGUAUUGGUACAAACUUUACUAAUGAUUUCCAUAAGAAGUCUCAACCUCAGGUUAAAAGUGAGCCAUUAAACAUUGUUAUCAAACUGUUAGAAGCAAAUGGUAACCAUGCUAUUAAAAUUUCUGAUAAUUUGGGUAAAAAUAUGGGGGAUCCUGCCACCGUGAAAAGGGUGAAAGAAGAAUUAGGAUAUACUGAACGAAGUUGGAGUGGUGAUAAUGAAGCGCACAGAUGGACUUAA
Molecule: messenger RNA, 1290 nt
Organism: Saccharomyces paradoxus
Lineage: Eukaryota; Fungi; Ascomycota; Saccharomycetes; Saccharomycetales; Saccharomycetaceae
Gene: NPT1
Product: nicotinate phosphoribosyltransferase
Exons: 1
Coding region: 1-1290 (429 amino acids)
Biological process (GO): NAD+ biosynthetic process
Molecular function (GO): nicotinate phosphoribosyltransferase activity
Source: RefSeq, a predicted model, not a curated record